UAGAACAAAGAAAAUUAACAUUUAAUCAAAUUAGAGAAAUGGACUCAAAAGAGUUAGGAAUUUUAUUAAGAAACCAAAAUAUUGGUGCUGCAGUAAAAAAAUGUGCUAUGCAGCUGCCUUAUAUUGAAGCUACAGAGAGUAUUCAACCUAUUACAAGAACCAUUUUAAGAAUAAAUCUUGAACUUUACCCAGAAUUUGAGUGGAAUGAUAAAUUCCAUGGGAAAACAUCAGUUGCAUUUUGGAUUUGGAUAGAAGAUCCUGAAACUGAUCAUAUUUAUCAUUGGGAACAAUUCUUAAUUUCAAAAAGACAAGUUAUCAAAAAAGAAGUUCAAAAAUUAGUUUUUACAAUACCUCUUGUUGAACCACUUCCGUCUCAAUACAUUUUACACUGUACAUCAGAUAGAUGGCUGGGUACUACUUACACAAUUCCCUUAACAUUUCAACAUCUCAUAUUACCUCACAGCCAUGCUUCAGUAACAGACUUGCUUGAACUUCAUCCAUUGCCAUUAUCAGCUCUUA
Messenger RNA from Daktulosphaira vitifoliae (grape phylloxera), 519 nucleotides. RefSeq names its product activating signal cointegrator 1 complex subunit 3-like. The record is from RefSeq and is a predicted model, not a curated record. The transcript has 4 exons. Lineage: Eukaryota; Metazoa; Arthropoda; Insecta; Hemiptera; Phylloxeridae. The annotation marks the transcript as partial.